AUGGUGGGGAAAGCUACUUGGAACAGUAGCUUUGAGAGUUUUACUGCGGUGUUGGAGCAGCUUGAUGAUCAUCACGGAGAUAUGCUGCGACAGUCCUUCUUGUGGCCACUGUACCAUAUGCGAGAUGUGCAGUACUCAGGACAGAUCAUCGAUGCACUUCUAUGUCGGCUUUUGAGACCAGUCGACAGCGAUUCCCUCCACUUCGACCUCGGGGGCAAGGUUGUCAGUUUCUCGAUUUAUGAGUUUAGCUUGAUCGCUGGACUGAGGAUUACGGGCGACUAUACAGCCAUUGAAAGAAGCAAUAGGCUGUACGAGACGUACUUUCAGGAACAUGGGUCAGUGCAUCUACCCGAGUUGAUGGUCGCGAUUAGGGGGUGCGAUCAGAUGUUAGAUAGAUUGAAGCUUGGGCUGGUCUACAUCCUCGAGAGUGUGAUGAGGUGUCAUCAUAAGAAGACUGCCAUCGACAUUUUUCAUUUGGAAGUUGUUGACGACAUUGAUGCGUUCAACAGCUAUCCAUGGGGCCAGAGAUGCUACGAAGACACCGUACAUGUUUUCACCAGAUUACACUCGAGGCCCAGGGGGUCAAUACGUAAAUACGAUACAUAUGGAUUGCCCUUAGCGGUGCAGCUAAAUGUUUAA
Molecule: messenger RNA, 639 nt
Organism: Olea europaea var. sylvestris
Lineage: Eukaryota; Viridiplantae; Streptophyta; Magnoliopsida; Lamiales; Oleaceae
Exons: 1
Coding region: 1-639 (212 amino acids)
Source: RefSeq, a predicted model, not a curated record